CUGGCCUGCUGCUGUGGCUCAGCGGCCUGCUCGUGCUGCUGUAACUGCUGCCCCAAGAUCAAACAGUCCACCGGGACCCGAAUCAUGUAUGCCUUCUACUUCCUGCUGGUCACCAUCAUCUGUGUCAUCAUGAUGUCCCCCACUGUGGAGCAAGAGUUGAGAGAUAACAUCCCCUUCUACAGUGACUUGUGUGAGAAGAUGAAUGCAGGGGAGAACUGCAAAACCCUAGUUGGCUACUCUGCCGUCUACAAGGUGUGCUUUGGCAUGUCCUGCUUCUUCUUAUUAUUCUCCCUCUUCACCAUACGAGUCAGCAACAGCACAAGCUGGAGGGCAGCUAUUCAUAAUGGGUUCUGGUUGUUGAAGUUUAUUGCUCUGGUGGCGUGCUGCGCUGGAGGCUUCUUCCUCCCACAACAGGAAAUCUUUCUGGAAGUGUGGCGCUACGUAGGAGCCGUUGGCGGGUUCAUUUUCCUGCUGAUCCAGCUCAUGCUGUUGGUGGAGUUUGCACACAGAUGGAACACAAACUGGAGUUCAGGAGCGAAGUAUAAUCGUCUGUGGUACGCAGCUUUGGCCUUGGUGACUCUGUUGCUGUUCAGUGCUGCGGUAGGAGCCGUAAUCUUCAUGGGUCUGUUCUACACUGACCCUGAGGCCUGUUUACUUAAUAAGAUCUUCCUGGGCAUCAACGGCAGCCUGUGCCUCGUCGUCUCCCUUUUGGCAAUCUCCCCAUGCAUACAGAAACUGCAGCCCACAUCAGGCCUGCUGCAGCCAGGAGUCAUCAGCGUGUACGUCAUGUACCUCACCUUCUCAGCAUUCUCCAGCAAACCAAAAGAAACUGUGGAGAGAAAUGGUCUGAACACAACCGUGUGUGUGUUUCCCUUCAACUCUGGGACUGAAAGCGACAAGAAAAUUGUCACUGCUUUUGGAACCGUUAUCCUGUUCGGCUGCGUCCUUUAUUCCUGCUUGACAUCCACCACCAGGCGGAGUUCUGCAGCGCUCCGAGUGUGUAGGAACAGUGAGCCAGAGACUGAGAGAGCUCGCUGCUGUUUCUGUUUUGGAGAUGACACAGAUGACUAUGAUGAUGAGAAGACUGGUUCGGGCCAGAACGUGGUGUAUGAUGAAAGAGAGGGAACCAUCUACAGCUACACCUACUUCCAUUUUGUCUUCUUCCUGGGAUCCCUCUACGUCAUGAUGACCGUCACCAACUGGUUCCAUUAUGAUAACCAUAAGAUUGAGAAACUGUUAGACGGGAGCUGGUCAGUCUUCUGGAUCAAGAUGGCGUCCUGCUGGGUCUGUCUCAUCCUCUACAUGUGGACCCUCGUCGCUCCCAUGAUCUGCCCGAAGCGCUUUGAGGCCUAGGCCACACAUCACCACGCUAGAGUCAGACAACUCUGAUUCUUGGGAUGUGGCCAGGCAGAAGCUCUGACGCUGAGCCAAGGGACCACCACAACCCCCCUUUACCUUGAAACACAACCCUACACUACCCUCAUUGUUCGAAAUGGAGGAUUAUCUGUUGCCUUUUGUUUUAUAUGCUAGUUUUACUUUUACUUUGUUUUACAAUGUUAAGCUGUUUAAUACCUUGAUGGUAAUUUUGUUAUCUUUUACUACCACUUACUCCUGGAGUUUUGUAUUGCUUACAGGUUUGUAAUUACAUUAAGAAUCAUGGGACUUAAGGUAAAUUGUGACACAUCCAGCCGCUAUAGAUUCCUUGAUAAUUUAAGAAGUAUUUCCUGUGUGUCCGUUUUUCUUGGAUUCUCGCUUUUUCUCUCAGCCAGCCAUUUCAGUUCUGUAAAGUUAGUAUAAAGUUGUAGCAAAGUUUAGGGGCAAAUUUGUUUCAAGUUAGAUGUGUUGCAAGAUAAAUUGUAUUUAUUUAAGUAUGUCUUAAGUAAUCACAAAUCAUUUUGUGAAGGAAUGUGGUGUACAUCGAAUUAGAUUUGUCCCCAACUUUGUGUAAAAAUUCAUCUCUCAGGCUCAAAUGUAAGCUGUAUAUGUUUAUGCUUUGUUAUGUUGCGCCCUUUUGUAGAAUUUUUCUAUGCAACAGAACAAGCUUUUUUCAAUAUUACAGACAGCCAGUGUUGUGAAGUUUCCAGUUAAAUCACAAGGUUAAUGUUUCAUAUUUUAUUAAUGUCAGUGCUCCCUUUGAGCGAGAUCUUUUCUUAGGAAAAUCCAUGUCAUUUGUACAACAUUUCCAGUCAUCGUUGUUGUUGUACAGGGCAGUGCUCUUCAGAUCAACCUGCCUUACGUAACUGACGUUAGUGGAGUGCCGCCUCUCUGGAAGAGCUGCAGUGACAUAGAUAAGGGAACGUUUGCCAAAGGUAGAUGUCAGUAAACUACUACAAACUAUCAUUGUUUGGUCAGUUAAAGAGAAAAAUAUAAUUGAGAACAUUAUGUAUUUGCAUGCACAGACACUUAAAUCAGCUGUUUUUGUACAGUUAUAAAGGCUUUUGCCUGUCUUUGUUACAUGUGUCAGCUCAAAAGGUCAGAAUGAGGUAGCAUGAGUGCUUUUAUUAGUGAGUUAUUCAACACUGGAUGUUGAUUUUACUGCCGAAUUAGAAUUCACACAAAGACCAUCACGUCUUUGUUUCCCAAGUAACUGAUUUUUAUUUUUUUAAAUAAAAAUACAAUAUAUUGCAUAUUGUCAGCUGCAAGUCAUUAUUUCUCAUUCAUCAAUAAAUCAGUUGACUUUUGUGUGAUUGCUAACGUGUUUUAUAAUAACUUAUGUACAUUUUGGCUAAAGUUCUGUGAUCUGUGGAUAGUUUCCCUUGAAUUAUGCUUUAUAUACCUGCAAAUUUUGUCAUGUGAUGUGGAAACAUUUCAGCAUUUUAACUAUUGGUAUGAAUGUAGAAAUUAAAUGGUGCUCUGCAGCUUUGAUACCAAGCUUCAAAAGAAGCCUAAAUCUGAUAGCAGGAUCCACUGUGAAAGCUGUGUACUACCGUAACAUACAGGAACAUUUUUGACCAAGCAGUAUGUUCGAAAUACAGAUAUGUGGGUGCCAUGCAUUCAUAUUGUUCAAAGUCUUUCAAUAAAACAACCAUUGAACGCCA
Messenger RNA from Morone saxatilis (striped sea-bass), 3038 nucleotides. RefSeq names its product serine incorporator 5 (gene serinc5). The record is from RefSeq and is a predicted model, not a curated record. Gene Ontology annotation, cellular component: membrane. NCBI's taxonomy places the organism in Eukaryota, Metazoa, Chordata, Actinopteri, Moronidae.